Hemibagrus wyckioides is the source of this 1310-nucleotide messenger RNA. It is a transcript of the gene ap1s2, whose product is annotated as adaptor related protein complex 1 subunit sigma 2. Lineage: Eukaryota; Metazoa; Chordata; Actinopteri; Siluriformes; Bagridae. Gene Ontology annotation, biological process: intracellular protein transport; vesicle-mediated transport. Gene Ontology annotation, cellular component: membrane coat; intracellular membrane-bounded organelle; AP-1 adaptor complex. The record is from RefSeq and is a predicted model, not a curated record. Gene Ontology annotation, molecular function: clathrin-cargo adaptor activity. The transcript is spliced from 5 exons. Bases 158 to 631 code for a protein of 157 amino acids.
CCUCUGAACCAAUGAGCAGCUUCAUCGCUGCGAAUGAAAAGUGAGACGAGAAACAGAGUAACGGGACGCGUCUCCGUGUGCAGGAUGGAAACCUAGCAGUGUUUGCUAACCAGCGCUACGUGUUUACAGAUUCGCUCACGAUCUAACGGUUUAAAAGAUGCAGUUCAUGCUGCUGUUUAGUCGGCAGGGCAAGCUACGCUUGCAGAAGUGGUACGUGCCGCUGUCCGACACGCAAAAGAAGAAGAUCUCUCGCGAGGUCAUCCAGAUGGUGUUGGCCCGCAAACCUAAAAUGUGCAGCUUUCUGGAGUGGAGAGACUUAAAAAUUGUCUACAAGAGAUAUGCCAGUCUGUAUUUCUGCUGUGCCGUGGAAGACCAAGAGAAUGAACUGAUCACCCUCGAGAUCAUCCACAGAUACGUCGAGCUCCUGGACAAAUAUUUUGGCAGCGUAUGUGAGCUGGACAUCAUCUUCAACUUUGAGAAGGCAUACUAUAUCCUGGAUGAGUUUAUACUGGGUGGAGAAGCUCAGGAGACGUCUAAGAAGAUUGUACUGAAGGCCAUAGAACAGGCGGAUAUGUUGCAAGAGGAAGCAGAAGCACCACGCAGUGUACUGGAGGAGAUUGGACUCACAUAAACUUCCACAGUUCUUCAAAAUAAGAAGUACCACUUUCUCGUUUUCUGCCUUUUCAGUAUCCGUGUGUCGAUCUUAUCUUGAAGUCACACAAAAACCACAGUAUCUGGAUUUAGUCAAAUAUGCAACAUUUUUUUUCUCCUUCCUCCAGUGUUUUUAGAGUAAUCCAUUCUCAAGUAUACUGACAACACCAGAACACUAAAUUUGCUCAUUAUAUUGUGCUAGUUAUUUUUCAUUACCUCAAUUUGUGUCCUUCGCUGCCUUAAAACACACAAUUGGGAUUUUUCCUGGGUCUGAACUCGGUGUGUCUGUGUAGGUCAGUAUCAAUUCCUUUUUUCUCUUUGCGCUCAAACAAUAUUAAAUGGAAAGAUUGUAAAGAUAAGUAUGAUGGCACACAAAGUCAUAAGUAUCUACACAUUAGUGGAAUAAAAGUGAUGUAAAUGUAUUAGCCAGUAUUAGAAAAAGCUCUACCGAUAACACUGUAAAUGUUUACCACCCACCAUCAGGACCAUGGAGAAUAAAUGCUUUGUCUUGGCAAGGUGUUUCAUAAAGGGUUCCUCACAUAAAUGGAUAUCUUCACACCCUUGCACAAACAUUUGCCUAUUUUUGCUUCUUUUCCAUUGUUAAACAUGAUCUUUAAGACAAAACACUUAAUUAAACGAUCACAUUAGAAGAUAUUGUA